Molecule: messenger RNA, 2599 nt
Organism: Metschnikowia bicuspidata var. bicuspidata NRRL YB-4993
Lineage: Eukaryota; Fungi; Ascomycota; Pichiomycetes; Serinales; Metschnikowiaceae
Gene: SET2
Product: histone methyltransferase
Exons: 1
Coding region: 378-2522 (714 amino acids)
Biological process (GO): regulation of DNA-templated transcription
Cellular component (GO): nucleus; chromatin; chromosome
Molecular function (GO): histone H3K36 methyltransferase activity; protein binding
Source: RefSeq, a predicted model, not a curated record
UGUAGCACGCGCGCGCGGCGAGUCGCUCAAAGAAAAAUCGAGAAAACUGAGGUGAAGUUUCAAGCGAAUCUGGCCUUGUCAACAAAGAGAAGCCACUCCAACGCCAGGAGCCUGUCACCAUCUAUACGCUUCACUGGUAUACAGAGACACCACUGCUCGCUAUCAAACGUCGGCCCUUGGAGAGAAAAAUUCACCGACCCAACUGAUCCAAAAAACUAUUUCAAACAUCAGCCCAGUGACCUGCUACUUGUAAGACCAAUUCUUCUUUCGCGAGUUGCAAGCUUCAUCGCAUUCCAAAAGACUGGCUUUCUAGAUUGACGACCAAGUCGAGGCACCCUAUCCAUCCAAGUGCCGUCCUUAGAUCAUUUGUGUGAAUCAUGUCGGACAAAGAGAAUACACCUGAGUUGUUCAUCGACUCCGCAGACAAAACCGCCGAGGCGUUGGCCACAUUCAUACCCAUAGCCGAAUGCGUGUAUCACGGAAAGCAUUUGGGCCGCUCCGGCCAAAAAGAAACAAUGACAUGCGACUGUCCUGAGCAUUGGGACGAGGCGUCUGCCAGCAACCUAGCGUGUGGCGAAGACAGCAACUGUAUCAACAGAGUCACUUCUGUCGAGUGCACAAACAAGGGCUGUCUCUGCGGCAAGGACUGCCAGAACCAGCGGUUCCAAAAACAGCAGUAUUGUGACGUGAAGGUCAUCCAGACCGAGAAAAAAGGGUACGGGCUUGUGGCCAACGAGCGGAUCCCAGAACAGCUGUUCAUAUACGAGUAUGUGGGAGAGGUCAUUGGCGAGGACAGCUUCCGCCAGCGCAUGGUGGACUACGACACGCGCCAGAUCCGGCACUUCUACUUCAUGAUGCUCACCAAAGACGCGUUCAUUGACGCCACGGAAAAGGGCUGUUUGGCCCGGUUCUGCAACCACUCGUGCCUGCCCAACUCGUACGUGGACAAGUGGGUCGUGGGCGACAAGUUGCGCAUGGGCAUCUUCUCCAAGCGCGCCAUAGAGAAGGGCGAGGAGAUCACCUUCGACUACAACGUCGACCGGUACGGUGCACAGCUGCAGCCCUGCUAUUGUGGCUCUGCCAGCUGUAUUGGGUGGAUGGGCGGCAAGACGCAGACGGACGCUGCGCUCUUGCUCCCGGACGGCUUGUCCGAGGCGCUAGGCGUGACGAAACAGCAGGAACGAGCCUGGUUGAAGGUGAACAAAAAGGUCCGCAACGCCCAGGACCCCGACGCCGGGGUCAACGAGGAGUUUGUCAAGUCCGUGGAGGUUGCGUCGUUGACCGACGGCGACGUUGCACGUGCCAUGAGCGCAUUGAUGAAAGCAGAGGAGCCCAGCAUUGUGGAGAAGCUUGUGGAGCGCGUGUACUUGACAGAGGAGCCCAGGAUCAACUCGUUGAUCGUCAAGUUUCACGGCUACAAGACAUUGUCGCGCGUGCUCAAGGAGAACGCGUCCAAGGAAGACAUGGUUGUGCGGAUAUUGCUGACGUUGAAGCGGUGGCCGUCCAUGACCAGAAACAAGAUCGAGCUGUCGCAAAUCGAGGACGUCGUGAAGGAGAUUGUGGACACGCUGCUGAACGCGGAGAUCCACAGUUUGGCGCAGGACUUGCUUGCCGAGUGGAGCCAAUUGCAAAUGGCGUACCGUAUCCCCAAGAACAACGAGAAUGCGGCCAGAGCUGACGACAAGACCUCCAUGUCGCCGGACUACGGCCGCAACCCGCGGUCCGAGCUGCCUGGCAACGCUGCUGGCUGGGACGCCGAAAAACAGGACGCCGAGCCGCUUCCUCCGGGCUGGCAGAAAGCGCUUGAUACAAACACAAACACUUACUACUACUACCACAAAGGCAUGGGCAUCUCCAAGUGGGAGCACCCUGCGUCCGCCGUGCCAAAGGGGCCCAAGCUGGGUGCCAAGAAGGAGAGCACCCCCCAGAAAGAGAAAGCGCCGGUGGGCAAGGAGAAACCGCCGCGCCACGCAAAGAAAUUCGACGACAGCAAUCCGCACAAGAUCCACGAGGACUACCUACGGAAGGAGAAGGAAGACCAGUUCAACGGGGUCCUUGAGAAGGAAAAGCUUCUCCAGGAGCUCAUCUUGAAAUCGCAGCAGGAGGCCGCGGAGAAAAAGCGUCUUGAGGAGCAGGCUAAGCAAGACCGCAUAGCCAAAAUCAAGGAGCGGCAGCGGCGGCGCGAGGCGGCGGCCGUGGCCAGCGCCUCCAUGAAGGAGAAAAACUUUUCCGUCUCGCAGUCUCUCUGGACAAACACGCUCGCUCGCUACGUGCCCAACUUGAUCAAGAAACAUGAGGGGAGCAUCGGCCACGAGAACAUCAAGGGCUGUGCGCGCGAGUUGGUGAAGGUGUUGGCAGCGAAGGAGUUGAAGAAAGACCCCAAGAGCUCUCCUCCCAAGGAGUUGGACGGGGCCAAAAUCAAAAAGCUCCGGGAGUUCUGCGACGUCUGGAUGGACAAGUUCUUGGUGAAGUUCCAUACAAAGCGAGCCAGGACGAACGGCUCCGGGAAAACAGCGCCUUGAGGGCUGCCUGCAGCGGCCCCGUGCCUGGUGCUUGCAACCGGCAGAGGCCCCAGCGGCCGCCGGACACCUCAACAUAA